CAUAGGUACCUCCACCCAGGGAUCCAGUGCCGCCGUUCGCCUGCGCCCAAGAGCGACGACGCGUCAUCGGUCGAAUGCUCUGUGUGGCGUGACGUGUGUCGCUCAAGCCUGCUGCAUUGAUUUAGACUUUGGGGUAUCUGUCGUAGGUGCGUAGGCUUGGAGGGCGGUCGUGUGGGAGCACGAGCUUCGCCAACUCCAGGCGCGGCUCCGCGACCCCCUUACCGCCGCAGGCGCUACCACCGCCGCCGCUUUCGUGGGCUUGGUCAUGGACUUUGACGACUUGGGCGACCUCGUGGAGGGUCUUUGCCCGGGACGCGAGGACAAGGAGGGCGCGGUCGCCUCGCUGGAGAAGCUCUGCGCCGUCGCGACGGGCUGGGCCGCCGGGGGGUCGCGGGCCCUCGCCACGGCCUCCCACGCGGAGAUCGCGGCGCAGGCCACGCCCACGCGUGCGAAGCGUCGCGAGGCGGACGUCGCCUCGGCCGCGCCCCCCCCCAUAGCUGGAGCUGCGCCGGCCGAUGCCAGGUGGCCGCGGAGGCUCCGGAGGCGGGAGCUUCCCACGGACGAGCCGAGGAGGCGUGCAGAGGACGCCCGGCGCGCGAGGGCCGUCGAGGCUGCCGCGGGCUUCGUGCGGGAGGCUGGCUCUGCCCUUGGCAGAAGCGGCCGCAGGGUCCGCUCGGCCAGAGGAUACCCUCCAGCGCGCUGGCCAGGGCAGGCGGCGCCGUGCCAUUCCGAAGAGGACGGCUUUUGGGGGAAGGCGCGCGCGUAGCUCCUCGCCGCGUGGGGGGUGCCGUGGCCCGCGGAGCUCUCGCUCGCGCGCGUCGGGGUAUAUUGUGACGGAGCUCGCGGCGGCACCGAGUCCCCCAUCCGUGCUCUGGUCAUGCCUCUCGGCGCGCAGCUGCAUGGCGCGCCGGAUUGCAAGCAAGAGCCAAGCGCAGACUGCAUCGCACAG
Molecule: messenger RNA, 949 nt
Organism: Prorocentrum cordatum
Lineage: Eukaryota; Dinophyceae; Prorocentrales; Prorocentraceae
Source: the annotation of a GenBank genome assembly